Messenger RNA from Drosophila simulans, 3291 nucleotides. It is a transcript of the gene Rnf146, whose product is annotated as E3 ubiquitin-protein ligase rnf146. Gene Ontology annotation, cellular component: cytoplasm; nucleus. The transcript has 4 exons. Lineage: Eukaryota; Metazoa; Arthropoda; Insecta; Diptera; Drosophilidae. The record is from RefSeq and is a predicted model, not a curated record. Gene Ontology annotation, molecular function: zinc ion binding; ubiquitin protein ligase activity; poly-ADP-D-ribose binding. Bases 160 to 1524 code for a protein of 454 amino acids. Gene Ontology annotation, biological process: Wnt signaling pathway; ubiquitin-dependent protein catabolic process.
UUUUUGUCGAUGUCAUUAGUAAUUCGAAGUCAGCCCGAGCUGGUCAUACUCAGGCAGCAACAAUUUUUUGUUUCAUAGUUUGUUUGUGAAAAUUUAAAACUCAACGUCGACGACAACAGCUCGAUUUCCCGCUGCUGACGAAAUCGAUCCAGUCCUACCAUGUCGCAACAACGCUCCACAGAGCAGAUCUCAGCUAGCAACAACAGCACCACCAGCGAUGCAAUCGCACUGGACGACGACGAGGACAUGGAUGUGCAAUUUGUUGCAGCUCUGCGUCCCGACGCACCAGUCAUCGAUCUUUGCCUCUCGCCCUCCACUUCCGCUGCUGCUGCAACGGCCGCAGCUGCGGCGACUGCAGCCCACUCCGGAGGCGGAAGUGGCGAGGAUCCGGCGGUUGGAUCCGCUUCUGGAGCUGCUGCUGCGGCUUCGGAUACUGAUUCACUUGCUUCUUCGCCCGACGAAGCAGCGCUAGCCACCGGCGUGGAUGCAGCGGCAGCCGUUUCUGGCGAAGAUUCCCCCUCUGCAGCAGCCGCUGCCUUGGAGUGUCCCAUCUGUUUGCAAACCUGCAUCCACCCAGCUCGUCUCCCCUGUGGCCACAUCUUCUGCUUUUUGUGCGUGAAGGGUGUUGCUUAUAAGAACCGCCGUUGUGCUAUGUGCCGCCGCGAGAUUCCCGCCGAGUUCCUGGACCAUCCCCAGCUGGUGAAUGGCAUUGAGGACAUCUGCACCACUCGCGCGACCGAGGACGGCUUCCAGUGGUAUUACGAGGGAAGAAACGGUUGGUGGCAGUACGAUGACCGCACUAGUCAGGACAUCGAAGAUGCCUUUAAGAAGGGCGACAAAUCCUGUACAAUUUUGGUAGCCGGCUACGUCUACAUUGUGGACUUGGAGCAGCUAGUCCAGCAGCGCCAGAAUGAGCCCACUCGCUGCCGGAGGGUUAAGCGAGACCUAGCCACCAUACCCAAAAAAGGCGUGGCCGGUCUGCGGAUCGAAGGCAACCAGGUGACCAGCGACACCGUCUUCAGCAGACCAACGAACACAGCCAAUCCAACCACUGUGGCAGCAGCUGCCUCCAGUUUCAUAUCCACCAUAGCAGCCACAGAUGCGGCCAUUAGGAUCGCUAGCGACAUAAUUGGCUCCACGCUGGCUCAUGCAGAUGAACUAACUCGGGGACUCACGGCUAGCAAUCUCAGCAACGACGAUCUCAGCAGCAGCGGUGAGCAAUCCAACUCCACAAAUUCAAACGAUGCAGGGCGCUCGCCUGCCUCCUCGCCUGCCUCAAGUUCCAUGGAGGAUCUGAUCACGCGUGACCUGAGGAACACCCAACAGGUGAUUGCCCACAACCAGCACACCAUCGAUCUCUUCGAGCAGGCCUUGAACGACUUUCAGGCGCUGGCCAUGCGCAACUAUGUUGACUCCAGCGAUGAGGAGAACAACGACCAGGAUCAGGAGCAUGAGCUGCGGGAACGGGAGCAGCUGGAGGCGGGCGAGCAGCCACAGUCCAACGAUAAUCCCCAGAGAUUUUAGGAAUAAUCUACUUAGCAGAAAGCUUAUUUUGUUGCUCGCCUAACCGAUACAUUUAGAGAAAAGAUCAAUGUUCCUUUAAGCAGAUUUCGAUAUACGGAAGGGGAAUGUUAACUAGAGAAAUGCAGCGCGUACCUGAGAAUAUAUCAACUAACAUAUAUAACCAUAGGCUCAGAGCGUUGGGCGUCGAACAGGAAAAGAAAUAGAAAAGAAUGUCUACAGGGUAAACAAACAUAUUCCUUAAAACAUAAAAUCAGAUAUUGAAACAUAGACGUUACAGCAGAAACAUAAAUAAUCUAUUUAAUACGAUAUUCAACUUUCCCCAAAUAAAAAGCAAAAGGAUGGUUAUCUUAGUAGGAAAUGGAAAGAUCAUUAGUGGCAUUGGUUGAAUUCAUUUGUGUGGCCUGUAAUGCUCUAAGUAAUCUCUGUAACACCUCCGAAUAGGAUAUCUCUGAAUUCCCCUGUACAUAAUAAUUACAAAAUCAAGAGUUCUACAAGAAUCCAGAAAAAUAACCCUCCCUAUGGUCUCAUUUGCAAGCUGGCAAAAGUAAAUAAAAGCUCCACCAAGAAAGAGUAGUGUGAAAAAGACAAUAUUUGUGAAUUGGGAUUAACUAGACAUGGGAGGUCAAUUAGUAGAAAGUUCCCACUCACAUAAUUGAUAUUCAGUGCGUUUCUUAAAUCGGAAUCGUUUAAGGCAUUUGACUUACUUUCCACAGUAUCCUUGUUCUUAGAUUUAAAUUAAUCCAAGAUGUUUUCGAAACGCACUGUGGUUAUCAGAUUAUCAGAUGCAGUAUUAAUUAUUAAGUCGCCGUUAAGUGCGUUAAACAAAAACCAUUCUGUGACAGUUGAAUAUAUUGAUAUUUUGUAUACUCUAAGUUGCUUUAAAUAAUAGAUUUAAAGGAAAAUUGUUAGUCAGAUUAAGACCUAAUGUUGUAUACUACUAUGUGCUACGGACACGAUAUACGCCCGAUUUAAUAAUCUCAAUUUUGUGACUACUAUUUUAUAGAUUCGUUUCCGAUAUGUACUCCGCCAUUACUUCUAACAGCGAAGUGCGUAUUCGUUGCUUCCCUAAUAUCUACGAUAUACCUAAAGCUCUACUGAACCCGACUCCCGACUUCGACAAAACCCCUCCUGGUAAUAUCAACAGCAGUUUUAAAAUUAUACCUCACAUUGAUUCUUCAUGGAGAUUUCACCGCAACCUCAUAAUUUCUGGCAUUUUUCAUUUCGCAUUUCAUUGUUUUUUGAUAACAUUUGCUAUCCCAUAACUGACAAUGAAUGAAAUGGUCUCAAUUACAAUAAUUUGCAUUGCAUAUCUGGAAUACACCUCUUCUCCUUUCGAUAUGGUUUUCCUAUCCUAUAUGGUGGCAGUUUCUAAACAAUUCGAUUCGUACUUAAUAAUCAUUUAGCUUUUCAACACUUAAAUCAAAACCAAAUGUGCCAAGAAACAUUUAUUGAACAGCACUCGCUCCGGUAUUUUUGACAGCACUGAUAAAGGCAACUCUAAUUAACAGCACGUAGCAUUUUCUGUCGUCUAAUCUAAUUACAUUUAAUUAUUGAAUUAAGCAUUUACAACUUAGUUUAUACAAGAUGUUAAGUAAUAGAUAUUGCUGAAUCCGAUAAAUGUCGAUUAAAGAUCUGGUAAGAAUAGCUCCUAAGACAUGUAUUUAAGUUGGGCAAUAAACAAACCACAAGACCUGUGUAAAAUAUUAUUAUUUAUAAGCUCGCUUGCCUGCGAAUGGAAGUAAUAAAUAUUUACAUUUUUCAUUUCAA